CUUCAUUUUUCAUUUUUUAUGCUGAGUAACAGACGAAAUGACUUCUCUGGAUAUUGGAGUCGAGUCGAAGAAACAGGUUGAUGACUUCUGCCAGAAGCUCAACAAAGAGGCUGAAGUGCUGGUUUCAAAAAUCUUCCCUCAGAAGAUUGAUGAUCUAGAGGUGCUUUUGAAGACAUCUUUCAGUUGUGAUGACUUGGCAUCCUUGAAAGCACCACUUGACAUCCCAAUGCCAGACCUAGCUAAAGAGGAGGCCAAACGUAAGAAGAAAGAGGAGAAGGAAGCAAAGGAGGGGAAGAAGGACAAGGACAGUGACAGCGAGGAAGAUGCAGGGCCUCCUUGUGGGCCGAUCUGCUGCAACGAGCAUGUGGAGAUUCUGCUGCAGAAGGUCAAACCUGAGAUCCAGCUGCUUAAGGAGAAACUCAAUGUGGUGUCCAUGUGGGUACAGCUCCAAAUUCCUAAAAUAGAAGAUGGGGACAACUUUGGGGUGGCUGUGCAGGAAAAAGUGUUUGAGAUGAUGACCAAUACGCGCACCAAGGUUGAAGCAUUCCAAACUCAGAUUUCAAAAUAUUAUAGUGAAAGAGGCGACGCUGUGGCUAAAGCUUCCAAACAGCCUCACGUGGGAGACUACAGACAGCUGGUCCAUGAACUGGAUCAGUAUCAAUACUCUGAGCUCCGCUUGGUCAUGUUGGACAUCCGUAACACAUACGCUGUUCUGUUUGACAUCAUUAACAAGAAUUAUGACAAGAUUAAGAAGCCAAGAGGAGACAGCAAAGGUCUCCUCUACUGAAAAUCCAGCGUACUCAAAAGCCAGCAUACAACUAGUAUCGCAUGACUGUGUCAACAAGUAACAGCACACCUAUUCUGCCAACACGUUCGUUUUUCUUUUAUGCUGUUACUGUAUACAUUUUGGUUCAGAUUACAAAAUAAAAAGUCAUGACCAUUUUACUGCCAUAA
This is a messenger RNA of Thalassophryne amazonica, 954 nucleotides long. RefSeq names its product proteasome activator subunit 1 (gene psme1). Gene Ontology annotation, molecular function: endopeptidase activator activity. Gene Ontology annotation, biological process: regulation of proteasomal protein catabolic process; positive regulation of endopeptidase activity; regulation of G1/S transition of mitotic cell cycle. NCBI's taxonomy places the organism in Eukaryota, Metazoa, Chordata, Actinopteri, Batrachoidiformes, Batrachoididae. Bases 38 to 787 code for a protein of 249 amino acids. The transcript is spliced from 12 exons. The record is from RefSeq and is a predicted model, not a curated record. Gene Ontology annotation, cellular component: proteasome activator complex; nucleoplasm; cytoplasm.